CCUACUGCCGCCGUCGCUGUCGCCGCCCGCCGUCUCCGUCGCCUCGGGCCGCGACUCCCGACCGGAGGCUCUGCUCGCCUCUCAGCCUUCUCAGGCCUUUCCCGCCCUUCGCCCCGCCGGCCGCCGGCGCCUGGCUUCGACGCGGGGUCGCGAAGAUGGAGGUGCCGCGCCUGGACCAUGCCCUCAGCAGCCCCAGCAGCCCCUGUGAGGAGAUCAAGAACCUCAGCCUGGAGGCCAUCCAGCUGUGCGACCGCGAUGGUAACAAAUCACAAGACAGCGGCAUAGCAGAAAUGGAAGAACUCCCUGUCCCACAUAACAUCAAAAUAAGUAACAUCACAUGUGACUCCUUCAAGAUCUCAUGGGAGAUGGACUCGAAGUCAAAGGACCGCAUUACACACUAUUUCAUUGACCUCAACAAGAAAGAGAACAAGAAUUCUAAUAAAUUUAAACACAAGGAUGUUCCAACAAAAUUGGUGGCAAAAGCGGUUCCCUUGCCAAUGACUGUUCGUGGACACUGGUUUUUGAGCCCAAGGACUGAGUAUACAGUAGCGGUGCAGACUGCCUCAAAACAAGUUGAUGGUGAUUAUGUUGUGUCUGAAUGGAGUGAAAUUAUAGAAUUCUGUACAGCAGAUUACUCAAAAGUUCAUCUAACACAGCUGCUGGAGAAGGCUGAUGUGAUUGCGGGACGCAUGCUUAAGUUCUCUGUGUUCUAUCGGAACCAGCACAAAGAGUAUUUUGACUAUGUUAGAGAACACCAUGGGAAUGCCAUGCAGCCUUCUGUCAAGGAUAAUAGUGGCAGCCACGGCUCACCCAUCAGUGGGAAAUUAGAAGGCAUCUUCUUCAGCUGCAGCACUGAGUUCAACACAGGGAAGCCACCCCAGGAUUCACCGUAUGGAAGAUACAGGUUUGAGAUUGCAGCAGAAAAACUUUUCAACCCCAAUACUAACUUAUACUUUGGGGACUUCUACUGUAUGUACACUGCUUAUCAUUAUGUGAUUCUUGUCAUUGCCCCUGUGGGAUCACCAGGAGAUGAAUUCUGUAAGCAGCGCCUUCCUCAACUCAAUUCCAAGGAUAAUAAGUUUCUGACCUGUACGGAAGAAGAUGGGGCGCUGGUGUACCACCACGCCCAGGAUGUCAUUUUAGAAGUCAUUUACACUGACCCCGUGGCUCUUUCUCUGGGCACCGUGGCAGAAAUCACUGGUCAUCAGCUCAUGAGUUUGUCUACUGCAAAUGCAAAGAAAGACCCCAGCUGCAAAACCUGUAACAUCAGUGUUGGACGUUAAAGCCACUUUCGUACCCUCCCCUGCAGUGUCUUCCCAUAGGAGCAUUGCCCUCUGUUGUUCAUUUUCAUCACCAGAUGUCCCACUGAAGCAUGCAUAUGCCGCUGUCACAAAAAGCAAACUAUCAUUCAGAGCCUUUCUGUGUCUCUUCUGGCCCACUCUGUCCACCACUUCCAAGGAUGUCCCCAGGUUGUCCUGACACUUUGUUUGCCUAGAUGCUGCAAUGCUUUUAUGUUUCCUUUAUGCCAAACAUAACAAGACAGUUAUCUAGACCGCUUUAGCAAAGUACAAAAUAAUGGCUUCUAAAUGGUGUUUAAAUAUGCAUCCAUUUAAUCUACUGAAUAAAUAUUGGGAUAACUCCAAACCGCAUGAAAGGUGUAAUUGCAGCAUGAGUUAAAUCUUAAAGCCUAGAUUGCCAGCACUUCCACCUUGUUGUUUGACAGUGUUAUUUAUGUUAUUUAUAUUAGCUAACAGGAAAGUUACUGUGCUUCAACAUAAUAAAUAUAAUAGAAAAAUAUUUUAUUUGUAUGUUGUAUAAAAUAUUUACAAUCAUAUAGAAUAUAGUUACAUUUUAAUAACAGUUGUAUACAGCUCACGAAACCAUUUCCCUUAUCAAAGAUGUAAUUUGUAAACCUUAAAUAGUUGUGUAUCUGUCCUGUUACAAGUAGAUGACUUCAAUUAAACAAAUUUAUGAAGGCCGCUACUCUGAUUCAUCAAAGAUUUAAAACAUCAGGUGACUACAGAGAAAACAAUAUGCCUCUGAUAUAGUCCGCUUCUGGAAUCAGUAUCUUUUUCUGCCCAAGCAAUAUAAAAAAUCUGAGUUUCUUCAACACCAUGCUUAAAAAUACAGAAAACAGAAAUAGGAACAAAGUUGAAAGUGAGAAAAUGUCUGUUACUUGAUUUUACAAAAACCAAACCCAAUAAAUGUGUUUUAAAUGAAUGGAGAAAAAGCUAGAUCACUAAAAAGUAAAUAAAAGGUGUCUUGGUGAUUUCCAAGCUUUUGACCCUGUGCAGAAUGAAUGCAACUCAAGAAAGUUGUUUCACUUUAUAAAGUACAGACCUUGGAACAUUAGGAAAGAUGCAUAUUUCCAAUGGAAAAAUAGUUAUAUAAUCUUAGUGUAGGAAACAAGAAAAUUAUCAAUAAUACUAUGGUCACAUUGAGUUAUUAUACUGCAGACACACCUAUCCAAAAUACCUAUUUUAAAUUUUUAAUAUUUUAUUUUAAUAUAAACAUUUGUCAGUUAUAGACAAAGAUAAUUCACAAAGUACAUGCCAUCCAAAUGAACUUUGGUAACCAGAAAUGUAACUGUUCAAAUAACAGAUCAGAUAAUGCACUAUUUUCAUGUAGAAGUAAGAGAUUAGUGACACAGUCGGGUGUACUUUAGGGUGUUUAGAACGUCUACAGACAUACAGGACAAGGUAGUGGAUGUUGUCUCGUUUAAAUUACCUUCUUAACAGCUGUUUUUCUCCCUGGAUGAAGAGCAGAAGUUUUCCUUGUCUCACAGUUAAUUUAAACCCUGUUCUUUUCCAUACAUCAAUGAGGUCAAUCUUUGGGCACGAAUAAACCUUCCCUAGCAGGUAA
Messenger RNA from Microtus oregoni (creeping vole), 2862 nucleotides. It is a transcript of the gene Phyhipl, whose product is annotated as phytanoyl-CoA 2-hydroxylase interacting protein like. Gene Ontology annotation, cellular component: cytoplasm. NCBI's taxonomy places the organism in Eukaryota, Metazoa, Chordata, Mammalia, Rodentia, Cricetidae. Bases 156 to 1283 code for a protein of 375 amino acids. The record is from RefSeq and is a predicted model, not a curated record. The transcript is spliced from 5 exons. Gene Ontology annotation, molecular function: protein binding.